GGCUCGGCAGAACAGCGCGGCCACGCGUCCCCAACGUCCCCGAUCGCGUGCCCCAACCGCCACCGUGUACCCGGGACGCCAUGGGGGGCCCGCGCUGUGCCCCGCUACUGCUACUCCUGCUGCUGUCGCCUCUGCUCACGCCGCCCGCCGGGGAUGCCGCGGUCAUCACCGGGGCUUGCGACAAAGACUCGCAGUGUGGAGGAGGCAUGUGCUGCGCUGUCAGUAUCUGGGUUAAGAGCAUAAGGAUCUGCACACCCAUGGGCCAAGUGGGAGACAGCUGCCACCCCCUGACUCGGAAAGUUCCAUUUUGGGGGCGGAGAAUGCAUCACACUUGUCCCUGCCUGCCAGGCUUGGCGUGUUUACGGACCUCUUUCAACCGGUUUAUCUGUUUGGCCCGGAAGUGAUCCCUCUGAAGCAGGAACUUGAAGUAUGAACCUCCCCUGCACAAUGUCUGUCAAGUCUCACUUGUGAGUGUGUCAAACAAAGAAUAUGCCAGAAAGAAACGCUCUCGCUUCCUCAACUUCCCAAGUCACAUUUCAAGGUGACUUUUUUUUUUUUCUUUUCGAAGGAGAGUUUUGAUUUUUGGAUAAACGUAUAAAGGGCACAGCAUCCUGGAACGACUUCUCAUUUCCCUGUUUAUGUUUCGGCUUGGCAUUUUUUUUUGAAUACCAGUAACAACCGUGUUCACAAACAGGAGAAUAAGAGUAGGUAUUUUGUUGCAGAAGCUUUGUUUUUGUCCUUUGCAGCCCCUCUGUCCAUCCUGCCGAGCGCACAGACAUGCCCUCCCUUCAGAGACUCUGAUGGUCCUCACUUUAGCCUAGCGUUCUAAAGUGGGGUCU
Molecule: messenger RNA, 839 nt
Organism: Microtus oregoni (creeping vole)
Lineage: Eukaryota; Metazoa; Chordata; Mammalia; Rodentia; Cricetidae
Gene: Prok2
Product: prokineticin 2
Exons: 3
Coding region: 81-404 (107 amino acids)
Source: RefSeq, a predicted model, not a curated record